CACCAGAGCACAGCCUUCGAGACCAAUAGUCGCAAAACGGUUAACGCGUGGUGUGCACAAGAAACAUUCUGCCGAACAGCUUUACGAAAAACGAACUAUCGCUUUCGCACGACCGAUCUCGACCAGAUAAUCGAACACGGAAAUUUCGAGGAACCGCGCACGACCGAUCGAUCUUCCUUCGAGGAAGAAAAAACGCUGACGACUGAGUGACUGGAGUCUAUCUACCAGCGAACCAGUGAUAACGUUGGAUGAUAAAAAUCACGAAACGACAGAUCGAAUUUUGUCGCGGCUAACGUAUCAACGUUACCACACGACACGAGAGAUCGUUCAAGGAAUUUUCCCUGUGACCACGAACGACUACUAGUUGAAUAUCUAGAAGAAGGAACAGCAUCAUCAGCAGGGAGACUUUCGAUCACACGAUAAAGAGGAUCAAGGGAAUGACGGGAAGGUCCAGCACGAAACGGACGGGCCUGUGUCUGUUGGCACUGUUGUUGUCCUGCCUCUCCAACGACGUUUUCGUCGUUGGAGAACCGGAGCCGAUACCGUCGGAGCUCCUCUAUAGCAAAAACUUCAUCAACAACGCUGAGAAUCUCAUAUUACUGAACAAGCUGAAGCAAGUGAUCGAUGAGAAGGAGGAAAUAGCAGAGCAGGAAAAGACACUGGACGACGUACAAAUGAUGCUUCAAACGGUACUGGAAGAGAGGGCGAAAGACGAUAUGAGGAUUCCACCGGGUGAUUACUCUGUCGAGGAGAUACCAACACCGAAUCCCCCGCAUAAACAGGUGCAACGUUCCGGAAAGCGUACCUCGAUAAGCUAUAUGACCUUGUGUCACUUCAAGAUCUGCAACAUGGGACGCAAGCGACAGUUACGCGAGUAAACGAUAAACAGAUCGUUUGCUGAUGACGGCCAUAUCGAGAUUGGUCGAGCCUCUUGCGCGGUGCACCCUCUGACUCGAACACGAUACGAAACCCGCGUGCAAACGAGAAGAAACUGGACCAGAGGUCGCACUCGGAUCUCCGAACGGUGCUCGCGACGCAGCGGUUAAAUACCAGGAAAGGCGACGAUCCAUCAUCGAUCGGUCGAUACGUUCCUUCUAAAUUUUUCACCGAAAUUUCCAACUUGAUCGGCCGGCUGUCAUCCAACUCGCAAAACAAUCGCGACUCUGAUUCUGUGACUUCGACUCCGAUAUCGAUUCCAACUCUCAUUGAACGUUUUUCAUGCAAUUUAUCUACGACACCUUGCAGCCAUUCAAACGCUUUCGAACCGCUUAAACGGCUUUGCACGCGACGAAUCAAUUCCAAUCCGAAUCGCUUUGAGAGAAACGAGAGGCAAAGAAAAGUACAAAAAAAAGAAAAAAGGAAACAGAAAUGAAACGAAAGGGAAAUAUCGUAUCCUCGUGUACAGUUUGCGAGAUGUACAUCAUGUUCCGCUCUUGUGCCGAGAGAUGACAAGGAAGAAAUAAUUAUUUCGCGAUCGAAUUUCUGUCGCACGAUCGUGUAACUUCCUAAGUAAAGAAAGCAAUUACAAUGCUUGAGUUUUUCAAAUAUAUCUACAUAUGUAUCCAAAAAUUGCAAGUGGUCUUAUAGAACGAAAAGUGAACGGUUACUAUUUUAUCAAAAUGGAUACGAGUUCUCGCUGCAGAUCGAAUAUCGAACGAGUAUCGGACUGUUCUGUUUGCACCGCGACGACCUCUUCGAGCUACUUGUUCGAUAGGAAUGAUUGAUAGACAAAAGUGUUCGUCCCGACUGGUUCGGGCGAAUUCCUCGUCCCUUCCUCCCCCAUCACUGAAAACACAUCGUGGAUGCAACAACAAUGACAGCAAAACACGAUCGGAUGCACGCGUUUCGCUCGUAAUAUUCAGCAGUAUCAUCUCAUUCGACCGAGGACAUUGCAUUCGCGGCUGAAUAAUUAUUUUGUCCCGUUUAAUUGAACGAGAACGCAAUAAAAUUAGGUAUUUCGACGAAGCUUAGUGGCUAAUUACCACUUCGGACGACUCACUAAUCUCUCCGAAAAAGAAACUAUAGUCUGUAAAAAGUUGCUCCUAGACGAUAUACCCGGGUAUAGAAUUAGCAGACAGACAGUUGGACGGACGGACGGACGGAUGGACAAACACAGAGGAAGAGAAGAGAAGAAAGGAAGAAUGAAAUUUUUGGAGAGUGGAGUUACCUCGACGAGCCAUCGAUAGAAAUCGAAAUGGCGAAUAGGUAUUUAUUCGUUAGGUUUAAGUGAGAAGGGUGCAAAGGCCGAGGCUCCAAUAUUCUCGAAACUGUCUUCUUUAAGGAACACAAACGAAAAGAAAGAAAAUAACGAAAACAAUAGUAAGAAAGAAGAAAAAUUACUAUCACAUGACGUGUACAACUAUAAAGAAUAUGGUCCUUCAACUUAGUGAUCUACAAUUUGUUACGGUACUUGUUUCAUUAUAAUAUGUAAGUUCAAGCUACGACAUACUCACAGAAAUAGAAUGUAAACGUUGCUAUUCGCUAAUUAUGAUUUACGACUCUUUUCCUAAUCGCACGCCUCUUGGCAAACUGUACAUCCUUUACUAUCCUAGAACCGUUAAAAACAAUUGAUACGUUUAGUAGAAAGUAACAAAAGGAAAAUAUGUAUAUACAAAGAGGAACAUGAGAAAUGAACGACUACGAGAUCUCAGGAAAAUAACAGAGACAGAAAAAGAGAGGCCGCCUGCACCCUUCGUUAAAUUAUUUAUAAUCGUUUCGUAAAAAGAAACGCACCAAGUUUAUAUGUAAUCUUUUUAUGCGUCACUUUUUAUUUAUUUAGCACCGGUGAAUUCGUUACUUUUUUAGUAGCUCCUGAUCCUGAAAACGCAUUGUCGUUUACCUCAAAAUGUUUUGUACAUGACUAGAAUACUAUCAAUUGUUUUCUACAAAUUUUAUUUUUAUUAUUUAUAAUUUAAAUACAUUCUACGUGCAGUUAUAUUUAAAACUGUCGUAAAUCGUCUAUUUGUUAAAUUACAUUGCUCUUAUACGAACACAUUGCUAUAAUUAGAACGUUUAGAAAUAUUUCGACUCCAAGAUAAACCGAAUUUAGCAAUGAUUUCGUUGUAUAUCGUGCACCACUUUCAAAACGCGAUCAACUAAUAACUUUGCAUCAUUACGGCCUCUAAUAACAAUGUAAUACAACAAUAGCAACAAUAAAAUGUGUAGUCGUACGAGCAUGUAUAUUCGUAAAUUUAUUGUUUUUCUUGUAUGGAAUUGAUCGAGACUUCUCGAUACUUUGAAAUAAAUCUCGUGAAAACAAA
This is a messenger RNA of Bombus terrestris (buff-tailed bumblebee), 3260 nucleotides long. RefSeq lists its product as uncharacterized. The record is from RefSeq and is a predicted model, not a curated record. Lineage: Eukaryota; Metazoa; Arthropoda; Insecta; Hymenoptera; Apidae. The transcript has 4 exons. The coding region runs from base 438 to 878 and encodes 146 amino acids.